Messenger RNA from Heterobasidion irregulare TC 32-1, 240 nucleotides. RefSeq lists its product as uncharacterized. The coding region runs from base 1 to 240 and encodes 79 amino acids. The record is from RefSeq and is a predicted model, not a curated record. The transcript is spliced from 2 exons. NCBI's taxonomy places the organism in Eukaryota, Fungi, Basidiomycota, Agaricomycetes, Russulales, Bondarzewiaceae.
AUGGCUGCUGAGGCAUGGCCUGCUCCAGUUGCCAGCAUUGCCGGGCAGACCGGGAUGCUGUGUGAAACCCCGACAGCUGCCGAGACACGGCCCGCUCCAGUUGCGGAGGUUGCCGGGCGGCUGAAGGGACAGCUCGCUCCGCUUGCCAAAUUUGUCAUGGUGCUCGCUUCACUCGCUGUUGCCCUCUAUUUAGGGACUAGCUUUUCACCCAUCGCGUGGCGACGGCGCAACCAUGCUUAA